Messenger RNA from Orbicella faveolata, 1425 nucleotides. RefSeq lists its product as uncharacterized. The record is from RefSeq and is a predicted model, not a curated record. NCBI's taxonomy places the organism in Eukaryota, Metazoa, Cnidaria, Anthozoa, Scleractinia, Merulinidae.
UGAAUGCGAAGGUAACUGAUAAUGAUAAAGCGCUGUUGGAUUCAAACGGACGUCAUAUUAAAUCUGGACACAAAAUGCGAGUAAAGAGUUCUGCAGAGUUUGGAAUCGAUUGAUCAAAGAGACUUCGCAUGUUUGUUAAAAAGUCGACUUUGAUAGAAGUGACCUGGAGUUAUUUUUUCCUUGUCGAAAAAAAGUGAGACCCUCCCUCAGCUGGCUACGAACAAAACAGGUUCGGCCUUUCCCAGUCUGUGAAAAAAAAAAAUGCUGAUGACCCUCCCCUCCGAAGCCUCGUUCCACUACGGCUCCCGCGAGCCCCGCAAUAAAAUACGCAUGCUCCCUUAGCAUUAGAUGGAUUCGUUUACAAACUCGAGAUAUUUUUAGCCAGGUGAUGUAAAUUCACUAUCAAAACAUCAAUAAUGAAGAGAUAAAAGUACUUGAUUGAAAGCUGAUUGGUAAUGAUAAUCUCACACCCCUGUAUGGAAUUUGUUAAAUUGUCACAUUACUGAAAACUUCACAGAUUAUAAUCGAAAACAAGCGUCUGCACAUUAAAUUUGUUUCAAUCCUUCUUUGUGGAGCGAAAAGAAAAGAAACUAAAUCAAUUAAACGAGUUCUAUUAUGACCCAUGGGAUGUAUGACUUUGAAAACGAAGCCGUCAAGGAUCCUGACUGAUUGGGAGCCACCCAAUGUGGACCGUGAUGCCACAGUCAGCAGAUAUAUGGAACAGACACUUUGCUAUUAUAAAUUACUGUGGCCAUCUCAGUGGGUUCCGUGUCAACGUGUUGUGAUAAUCAACAUUCCACUGCUCACUUCUCUACGUAAACGUUCACAAUUUCCAGCAGUCUGGUUCGCGAUGAGACUUUCAUUCAGGCUUGCCGCUUCUUUUUUGCUUGUAAGCGUUUUUGCUUUGUGUGCCUCUGGCCUCAGGUGCAACAGUUGUUCGAGUUUUAUUUCCUUUGAAGAUUGUUUUAAUCAGCGCCAAACGGCCGGAGUUUACUGUGAUGAAGAUUACAAGUGUGGCAAGUCUCAUUACGAGUAUAAAGGAAAAGAUGUUUAUAGCUUGUCGUGUGUGAGUAUCACGCACUGCAAUAACUCUAGUAACAUGUGUCAUGCAAACCUGCAGAUGAGUGACUGUGACGUGACAUGCUGCGGUGAAGACCUUUGUAACACGACCUCAAUUCCAGUGGCCAGCGUGUUUUUUGUUUCAGCAUGCCUAGCGGAGACGUUUAUGAUGUCUUUAAAAAUGGGAUGGUGACAGUCGUUUGCUUCCUUAAUUGCCGGUUGAUAUAGUCUGUUUUGGCAAACAUUGGUCGACAUUGCCUUUGUGUGUGAGAAAAUCAUUUGGAUUUGUGUUUGCGCUUGCAUAACAUUUACAUAAACUAUACAGUUGGUUCCUGAUUCCAGGAGUUUGAGGAAGCAAUUCCUCCC